Messenger RNA from Anopheles merus, 1478 nucleotides. Its product is annotated as plasminogen receptor (KT). The record is from RefSeq and is a predicted model, not a curated record. The coding region runs from base 190 to 648 and encodes 152 amino acids. Gene Ontology annotation, cellular component: plasma membrane. Lineage: Eukaryota; Metazoa; Arthropoda; Insecta; Diptera; Culicidae. Gene Ontology annotation, biological process: positive regulation of plasminogen activation. The transcript has 3 exons.
CCUUCAUCUUCACCAACGAAACGAACGAAAGGAGUGAGUGUAAAGAACGAGGACAAUUCUGAGUGUUUACCUAACAACAAAGCGUAAUCCAAAACCAAAGCCACGUGCCUCUGCUUCGCCUACUGCGUUGAAAACACACAUUACCAAUCGAUUCGCAGUGGGUGUCUCGCACAAAACACACACACCAAAAUGGGAAGCUUCUUUUCACAUCCCACCGGGAUGGAAGUGGUCAAAAAGAAUCAGGAAUACAUUUCCGAGAUGAAUAAAAUAAAGAUGGAACGCUGGAUUCAGAUGCACUUCCAGAUGAAGGAACGUGAAACGGCAAUGCAAAUCUCCCGGGCCCGGGAGCUGUUCUACUGGCUCGCCUCGUUCUAUGCCGUAUCGACCGUCGGACUGAUUGGACGGUUCCGCACUACCAAGCGCCCUGGAACGCUGGCCCCCAUCGUACCGCUUUCGUUUGUAGUUGCAUACUACGCCGACCUUGCCUACGGCACAAAGAUACAUCGAAUACAAGCGGAAGCGGAAAUGAUAAUGCACAACGAACCGGAGCUGUUGGAGUGGCCAAGCGGACUGCCCACCGUCUCCGAGAUCGAUUCAGCAAGGCUCGAUAUCGAUGACAAAAUUCGACUCCAUCCACAUCAGCUGUAAAAGGCUGCGGAGUAAGAUUGUUGGUCCGAUCGAUAAGCGUACCCAGAGACAGCAACAGUAUUAAAAUGAGAGGACAGCGAGUGUGUGUGUGCUUUAGGGAAAGUAUCCAAAUAGUAUAUUCAAAGAGAGUUAACACAACAAACCAAACCAAGCACUGCAAUAUUUGGAGUGAGAUUGCACCAAAAUGAACCGCGUUAACACGCCAGCAUAUAGUUGUAUAAGAGCAUCUUCAGAGUGGAGCUUUCUCUUGUCUUAUACUUUGCACUAUCCAGCAUUUAGUCGUCUAAACAGCAUAUCAAAGCUAAUUUCCAAUUUUGCGAGCCAGUCGAAUGUCAACUUCUUCGCUAUUUCAAACUAUACAUGCACAAGUACUCUUUCUCUGGAUGUGCUCCCUAUUAGCGCAAGCUCUUACCACACGCUCUAGUCGUAUAUUAACGUACUGUCCCGUUUCUAGUCAUUUUAACUGGUAACCUACCCUUUCGAACAACUCUCCUGCGGAAACGAUAACAAUAACAGAUAAGUGCAUUUAAUCCUGUUCGCUCUUUGAUGUAAUUACCCUAUUAACAAGGGGUGUAUCGGAAUGUGAGGGUGGUUUUAAAAGGAAACCGACAAAUCGGUUUCAACGCAUUCGAACUACUGCAUGCAAUAAUAACAUUUACAUCCUUUAUACUGUUACUCCAAAAUAACGUCAACCACACGUGCCACGUGGUAAAAAUGGGCCUUGUUCGAGUGUGUAUGUGUGCGUGUGUAUGUGUCACUUUUUAAAAUCGAAUUCCUCACUCCUGUUAAAAGCGUGAUCCUAAACCAUUAAUAAAACCGUACGAAACCAU